Molecule: messenger RNA, 1667 nt
Organism: Seminavis robusta
Lineage: Eukaryota; Bacillariophyta; Bacillariophyceae; Naviculales; Naviculaceae
Source: the annotation of a GenBank genome assembly
CCCCAACAUCGCAAAAAUCAAGGUAGACUACCGUUGCCAAUACCGAAUACCCUAGAUCUAGCUAGCUACUACGGUAGUGCUACGAGUACUCUGUACCCGUACACUGUACUGCUACCAAAGAGUACGGAAUGGUACCGAUAGCGGUACCACCGGUAGGUUGUUGAGCUCCGAAGUGUUAGGCCUCACAAAUUUCGAUCUGCUCCAAAGCGACAUCAAGAUCUCUAAUCAGUCCAACUCUCAUUCUUUCUGCAAAACUCAUCACCAACAUGAAUAACUUCUACCACCUUGCAAGCCUUGGAAAGAACGGCAACAAAGCGCCUCUCGCAAUGGAUACUGUGUCUGAAGCCCAAUGGCCAGGCCUUGCGGCUUCAAGCCUCGCAUCGCUUUCUGGAUUGAACAGUUUGAGCCGCAAUCGCAGUUUGGUGGAUUCCCUCUUGUUAAAGGCAAGAGGUCCUUCCCAGAUCGAAAACGUCUUCAUGGGAAGUUUGCAUGCAAAGGCAGCGUCCCAACAGCGCGGAGCGGACUUUUCUUCCUUGUUGACGCCGCCUUUUCCACUCUUGGAUGUGCCUUCGCAACGCUCAGGUCCCAGCGCCCUGAGCCUUGCGCUGGCUCCUGAUCACGGCAUCCCCUCCAGAGACCUGUCUCGCACCUCCGUAGCACCAACAGAGAUGUCUCGCACUGCCAGUCUGGCGUUGUUGCGAAGCUCACUCCAAACAAGACGCGCGGAACGCCUCGCCGAAGCUCUCAAGUUGCAACGCGAAGAAGCAGAAGUGGCCCGGGCCAUCGCUAUCUCGUCCCAGUUUGAUGCUCCCGCCAGAAAGCGCUCCUUCAGUUUGGCUGCGAUGCAAGAACCCAUGUUCCCCUCAACAGCAGCAGGAGCUUUCGACGCACCUCUUGCUCCACCAGCAAUGAAAAAGCAACGUCGCGAGGGCUCCUUCCUCUGUGCCCAACUUCCAUCCAGGGGCAGUCAGCAAUCGUUCUCUCCUAUCCCAAGAAGUGAACGAUUGGUGACAGAACCAUCAUCAAAGAUGAAUCUUUCUCCUGUUACCACUCCCUCCGAAUCCUCCACUUCCUCCUCCAACAACUCAAAGCUCCUCUCCAUGGCAUGCGAUGAGGAAAGCUUGACGCCAUAUCAAUGUCUUGCACGAAAACAAAUCGAAAUCUUUGCCGCUGAAAAGAAAGAUGUUGAUGCCAAGGGAAGAAAUCGGUCCAUUGUCCAAGGCCAAGUUGGAAUUCGCUGCAUCCACUGCGCACACUUGCCCGCCCGGGAACGCAGCAAGGGAUCUACGAUCUACCCAUCCAAGCUGGAAGGAAUCUACCAAGCGGCCCAAAACAUGGCCAACUCUCACAUUUCCAAAUACUGCCAGAACAUCCCCGUGGAGACUCGUGACAAGCUACUGGCUUCCGGAAACAAAAAGUCAUCCGCAGGCGGUGGUAAAGAGUACUGGAGUACUGGUGCAAAGAUUCUGGGAGUUGGUGAAAACGAUCAUGGACUUUGCUUCCUCCAAGCUGCAUCCUCCGACUCGUGAGAAGCAAGACGAGCAACCUACAGCAGACAAACAAAACAUGACAUACAGCAGCGUACCAACUAGAUGUAAUGAUUGAAAUAUAUAAUUUUAUAAUUCCCAAAUAUCUUCCACGGCAUCUUUGCUUCACGGAAGAGUUGU